ACGAUUUUCUUUUUACAUAACCAAAGGCGACGUUAACGCCCGGAACGAGAUAGCGUACUGACAAGCAGCUAAGCAGGUGACAACGAUGACGAUGAUCAUGAUGCAACGCUUUCUGCCAUUGAAUUCAUGCCCUCCUUCACUAACCAUUCUGAAUACCCACAUUCUUAAACCCAUUUUCUUGACCAGUCUAGAGCCCUUCGAGCAUAGCCCACUCAGGCGCCAUAUACUAGCCGAUGUUGACCACAAGUUUGCCAAUAAAAUCCCCAAUAAAUCCACUCAAUGGAUGGGAGUUCGUUUCAAGCAGGCAAUGGUGGCUUGCAGGAUUCCCACCAUGCCACUUGUUGCUGCUAAUGCAUUGCUAUUAUCAGCCCCAUUAGAAGCCAUAGCAGAAACAUGUGUGCCUGAUAAAUCUAGCUUCAACUUCAAUAUGCCAUUGCUUCUGUUGGUUUCCCUUAUUGGGGCAACUGUUGGAGGACUUCUUGCUCGGCAGAGACGAGGAGAACUUGAGAGAGUGAAUGAGCAGUUGAGGCAGAUAAACACUGCUUUGAGAAGGCAAGCUAAAAUCGAGUCUUAUGCCCCAAGCUUAACUUAUGCUCCCAUUGGUGGAAGGAUACCUGAAAGUGAACUGAUUGUAGAUCCUAGGAAGCAAGAAUUGAUUUCUCAUUUGAAAAAGGGAAAGAACUUUCUCAGAAAUCAAGCCCCUGAGAAGGCCUUUUCGGAGUUCAAAAUAGCACUUGAGGCUGCACAGAAUUUAAAGGAUCCAAUAGAGGAAAAGAAGGCUGCCAGGGGAUUAGGGGCAUCAUUGCAAAGGCAAGGUAAGUACCGGGAUGCAAUUAAAUACCACUCUCUGGUUCUGGAGAUUUCUGCAAGAGAAGGAGAGGAUUCUGGGAAUACUGAAGCCUAUGGAGCAAUUGCUGACUGUUACACUGAGCUUGGAGAUUUGGAGAGAGCUGGUAAUUACUAUGAUCAAUAUAUUGCAAGACUGGAGACAGAUUGACCUCUUCAUUCUAUUCCCAGUUUCACUGGAAUGAGUAGUAGAGAGUGCGGCCCCAUUGGAUCGCCCCCCCCAUUUUCCCAAUCGGCUUCUUGAGUAUUUGACGACUUCCCCCCUUUACCUGGUGCUUGUGCUCCAUUUCCCUCGUGGAAUAAAAGUGUUGUAUAGUGUAUACAAUAUAGUUUGUUUGGCCAAAUGUAAUCAUAAGAAGCAGGUAGCUGACACCAAGCGAUGUCCUCUUUCAAAUGCUUUAUGGUCUUUAGAUCUGGCUGUUCUCUAACUGUUGUACCUUCUUAAGUGGAAUAACAAUGUUUUUGUUCUUUUGUUCAUUCUGAAAGUUAAUACAUUGUAGAUGGAGACCAAUGGUUAGGUUGGACACAAAAGACACACAGUUCUGAUCCCCCAUUUGUAAGAACC
This is a messenger RNA of Cuscuta epithymum, 1411 nucleotides long. Lineage: Eukaryota; Viridiplantae; Streptophyta; Magnoliopsida; Solanales; Convolvulaceae. The record is from the annotation of a GenBank genome assembly.